AUGGAAUUCUACUUGGAGAUCGACCCUGUCACCUUGAACCUGAUCAUCCUAGUUGCAAGCUACGUCAUCUUGCUCCUGGUCUUCCUCAUCUCCUGCGUGCUAUACGACUGCCGAGGCAAGGAUCCCAGUAAGGAGUACACGCCCGAGGCCACUCUCGAGGCCCAGCCCUCCAUCCGGUUGGUGGUGAUGCACCCAAGUGUCCCUGGGCCCCACUGGCCAAAGGGGCCUGGCCUUUCUUUGGGGGAUCCUGCUCCACUAGGAAAGAAAAGCACCAUGGUAUGA
This is a messenger RNA of Pongo pygmaeus (Bornean orangutan), 282 nucleotides long. RefSeq names its product small integral membrane protein 36 (gene SMIM36). The record is from RefSeq and is a predicted model, not a curated record. The transcript has a single exon. Lineage: Eukaryota; Metazoa; Chordata; Mammalia; Primates; Hominidae. The coding region runs from base 1 to 282 and encodes 93 amino acids.